UAGUUGAAAGUGUGCAGAAGAGUAGAAGAAAGAGAUAAUCUGACUUGAAGUGUGAGAGUGAAUAGAGGUUUCCCAAUCCCAUGGAGAGGGCAAGCACAAGGUUGAACAAUACAUCCUCCACUCCUCUUCUACCAUUUCUCUCUCCCAGUUGCCCCCUUCAAUUUCAGCUCCACACUUCCACCCUCACCUUCCCUACCCUGCACGCUCGUCCAAACCCCCUUCAAUUUCGCCGGCCACCACCCAUUACCAAUUGCUCAAUUCCCUCUUCAGUGUCUAAUGUUGGUGCCACGGAUUUAUCUCUUGCGGUGAAGAAGAAAGCAGCAGAUGUGUCCCCUGAGCUGAGAGGGACCUCCAUAUUUCUGGUUGGUAUGAAAGGCUCUCUUAAAACCAGUUUGGGAAAGCUGCUGGCUGAAGCUUUGCGGUAUUAUUAUUUUGACAGCGAUAGCUUGGUGGAAGAAGCUUUAGGCGGUGUAUCAGCCGCAAAUUCUGUUAGACAGAGUGAUGAAAAGGGCUUCUCCGAGUCUGAGACUGAAGUACUGAAGCAAUUGUCCUCCAUGGGCCGACUAGUAGUUUGUGCUGGAAAUGGUGCUGUUCAAAGUAAAACUAAUUUGGCACUUCUGAGACAUGGGAUUUCAUUGUGGAUAGAUGUGCCUCUAGACAUUGUGGCUAGGGAUGUAAUUGAAGAUCAGAGUCAAUUUGCUGCAUUUGAGGAGGUGAAUGAACUAGGUGCUCUAUACAAUAAAUACAAAGAUGGAUAUGCUACAGCUGAUGCAAUUAUUUCACUUCAAAAGGUUGCUUCUCGGCUGGGUUAUGAUAACUUAGAUGACAUUACAAAGGAAGAUAUGGCUUUGGAGGCUCUUAGGGAGAUUGAAAAGUUGACCAGAGUAAAGAAGAUGAUGGAAGAGGCUGCAAGACCAUUUUAAGCAACCAUGGCAUGCUCUGUUAUUUUUGUAUUAACUAGUUUGUUUCCUUUUUUACUUAUUUAUUCCGCUGAACGUACUAGACUGUUAUUUCUGAAAAAAAAAAAAAAAAACUCUUGUGUGUA
Messenger RNA from Lotus japonicus, 1045 nucleotides. Its product is annotated as probable inactive shikimate kinase like 1, chloroplastic. The coding region runs from base 81 to 923 and encodes 280 amino acids. The record is from RefSeq and is a predicted model, not a curated record. Gene Ontology annotation, cellular component: chloroplast. NCBI's taxonomy places the organism in Eukaryota, Viridiplantae, Streptophyta, Magnoliopsida, Fabales, Fabaceae. The transcript has 10 exons.